This is a messenger RNA of Fusarium keratoplasticum, 2664 nucleotides long. RefSeq names its product Autophagy-related protein 1. Gene Ontology annotation, biological process: protein phosphorylation. Gene Ontology annotation, cellular component: cytoplasm. The record is from RefSeq and is a predicted model, not a curated record. Gene Ontology annotation, molecular function: protein serine/threonine kinase activity; ATP binding. The transcript is spliced from 11 exons. NCBI's taxonomy places the organism in Eukaryota, Fungi, Ascomycota, Sordariomycetes, Hypocreales, Nectriaceae. Bases 1 to 2664 code for a protein of 887 amino acids.
AUGGCCUCGAGUCCUGCUAGUAGCGAGGUUACGAAUGAAGACCCGACAGGGCCACUUUCGUCAGCCUCUCAUGCCACGAUAACAAUCACACCUCACAAUGCCGAGGCCAGACUUGCUUUCUCAGAGGUUGUGGACUGGCUCGUUGAAAAGUCUCAGGAGGGCCAAGAUGAUAACGAUGCAAGCUCUGAGAGCAACGCAAGAAAUCAUGCGAUGGGCUACAUAUGGUCACCACUCAGGCAUGUUCGAGAUCCAGGAGUUGGGAAGCUCAUAGAACAGAUGAAUACUGGCCAGCUCUCAUCGUCAUCCCCAAGCUCGUCUUUCAGCCAUCGUUCGCCGACCAAAAAUUCCAGUGCCGCCGUUGCCGUAGAGGAUGACCAUCCUGACACAUACAUCCGGACUGGCUGUUACUACAUUGAUCUCAGACGCCUACCAGGGAGCCCUUUUCGUGGGUGGUCGGCUGGAAGACGAGGCGCACGCAAGGGGCACAAUGAGUUUGUAUUAUGCUUGCAGAACUCAGCCCUGCAGGGCAUCCGACAGCAUCACGCCCUCUUCCAAAUCCAUGAGACUGGCAGAAUUCUUUUAAGGAAGUUGUCAGAUCAGGGCUUUGUAGAAGUUGAUGGCGACACUUUGCAACCGAGAGAAUUUCGCGUCUUAAACAAGCACUCUUCCUUUAUCCGACUAGGUCAGUUGAAGUACGAGGUUGCAUACACACGCUUCAGCACCACAAAAGAGUACACCGAAAGGCUCGCACAGUACAUACUGCAGUCUAUCGAUAGUCAUUCUAUCACCCUUGACCUAAGUCUAACUCCUACUCCAGCAGCCGGAAACAGCAUUCAGGUUGGCCAGUGGACUCUCACCAAUGCAGGAACCGUCGGCUUAGGGGGCCAGGGGCGUGUGAGCGUGGCGAUCAACAAGACUGGAGAGGUCGUCGCAUUAAAGAGAAUGUCUGUGUCCAAAAUCAGAAACACUCUAGAGAGGCGCCAGAGCACACUUGAGGUCCUCACACGAAUCGCAAACGCGGCGAAGAACAAUAGCAUUGUGCGACUUCGGGAAGUCAUUACGGAUGACCCCAGAGCAAACAAUGACAUAGCCGACGUGUGGUUUGCGUUGACGCCUUUUGCACGCGGAAUAUUAUCUCAGUGGAGAGCACCUGUGCAACUAGACAUGGCUCAGACAAUGGUUGUAUCCUUGCUGGAGGCAGCCGACUUUCUUCACGCCAACAAAUGGAUUCACGGGGACAUUAAGCCCCCAAACAUUGGGCUUCAUCACUGGAACUCGGAAAAUGCGUCCAUUGUGCUUCUUGACACAGAAGACGCUAUCUAUGCGCCCCAAGGUUAUGCACUUUCAACACCAGGGCGCUCCGGGACAGUGGGGUGGUUGUCACCAGAGCGGGAGAUGGGGCAAUUCGAUUACUCAACGGAUGUCUGGGCCAUAGGUGUCGUAGCUUUACGGAUGCUCCUCGGGAAGCAUCCAUGGCAGUUCAGCAUCAAUCCUUGGCGUCAAGGACAAGAGUUUGAGAGCUAUCGUGGGCGAUUUCAUACUGAGUACGAUCGGGUGACGCAAGUGAUCACCUCAAACUAUCCUGGAAAGCUUGGAACAGCGAUACUCCAGAUGAUUCGACAUCCUCAUGCACGUGUCGAAGAGCAGGCUCAGAGGAGACCCAGUUGUCGAGAGAUUCUCAAGACCCAGGACCCCGAUGACGAUGCGGACUCGGCUAUUGAGGAUAACGCCAGUAGCACGGCUUCUUUGUCUUCAUCUAUCCUCCAGUAUCGGACGAUCCACGGCCGGACGUACCACAGCGAUCGGGGAAACGCUGAGUAUUGGGCAUCAAACGACGAGAGACAGAAUGAAGCACUUGAUAUCAUUCAUCACGUUCUCACACUCUCUCACGAUGGCAAACUUCAUCUAGCCCCUUUGAAAGAUAACGUUGAGAAAGUCAUAGACAUAGGAACAGGCACAGGCGAGUCGUUGCAAUGCAUUUGGGCAAUCGACUUUGCCGACGCGCACCCCAACGUAAAAGUAGUUGGUACCGAAAUCUCGCCCAUACAACCUAGCUGGGUGCCACCAAAUCUUGAGUUUCAAAUGGAUGACUGUACACAAGAAUGGACCUUUGAAGAGAACUCCUGCGAUUUUGUGCAUAUCCGAUGGCUGUUCGGAAGCAUCAUGGACUGGACCGCUCUCUUUGGGCAGGCUUACAAGACUCUGAAGCCUGGCGGAUACAUCGAGACACAAGAACCUUCUAUCCGCUUUGAGAGCGACGACGGUACUGUGAACGAAAAGACCGCCAUGGGCCAGUUUGGCAAGAUUUUUGUUGAAGGGGGCAAGAAGAUGGGCCGUACCAUGACUGUCCUGGAGGACGGUAUUCAGCGCAAGGCGUUGGAGGAGGCUGGGUUCGAGGCGAUCGAAGAAGCCAACUUUAAGACUCCCAUCGGAUCCUGGCCACAUGACCCAAAGCAAAAGGAGAUUGCGAGGUUCCAGCAGCUCGCUGUUGAGCAAGAUACAGAGGGAACAAUGAUGUACGUGGCGGCCCUGGCUGGUUGGUCCAAAGAAGAGGUCACUAUCUACAUUGCUCAACUUCGGCGAGAGUUCCGAUCCAAGGAUAUCCAUGGAUACUACCGGCGCAAGAUUCUCUGGGCACGGAAACCGGAGACAGUUGAUGGGUAA